Molecule: messenger RNA, 2224 nt
Organism: Acanthoscelides obtectus
Lineage: Eukaryota; Metazoa; Arthropoda; Insecta; Coleoptera; Chrysomelidae
Source: the annotation of a GenBank genome assembly
AAGAAAAGUACAGUCGUUCCCGUGCAUCUAAGCGUUAAACAGCAAUCGGUGAUUAGUCGUGAUUGAUUAGCAGUGAUCGAAAUGGUUCGUCCAAGCGACAUUAUCUGGAAUGUAGUAGCUCCCGCUGGGAACUACCUCAAUGAUGUCGAUUGUGGGUUCAGGAUCCUCCCUUCCAAGGUUUCCAAUUGGUUGAAGCUGCAAAGGUUGGUUAGAUUGGGGUAUUUUGUGAUAGUACUCGCCAUGUUGGGCUUUGUCCACGGAGUACUAUUGAACUACGUGAGAGGAACCGCCGAACUUUGGGGAGAGCAUUACGAUAUGCCCAAGAAUGUUGUUGGUUGGUUUAUCUAUGCCGGCGAAGUACAAGGCGGUAUAUUCGCAUUUGCUGUGGCUUAUUGGGGAAGCCGAACUCACCGCGCCUGUUGGAUAGGAGGUUUAACGAUAUUUCUCGCCUUGGCGGCUGCAACUUUGGCUAUUCCUGAGAUUUAUAAGCCUUACAAUGCGACUGAAAUAGAUAGAGCCAUUACAGCGCUCACCUUUUGUAGUAAGAACACAAGUCGAGUCAUUGAGAUCCAAGUCAAAAGGAACUUCACCAUAGACAUGAACACUGUUAUGGCUCAUCUAUUCCAACUUGCUAUGGGACUUGCCAGUGUCGCAUAUUAUUCAUUGGGAGUCACUUAUAUUGACGACCAUGUCACACCACAACAUACUCCUGGAUAUAUCGGAGUUGUAAUUGCGGCGAAAUCAGUUGGUAAUCAGGUAGGAAUAUAUAGUGCUUGGUGUCCAUACGUAUUAAGAAGAAACAUAUUUGGUACUGUAGUUUGGUUUUGGAUGAUUGCAUUCACUCUUUUAUUUGGACUCGUGAUAAUACUGUUUCCAAAAGAGCUACCGCAAUUUGCAAGGGAAAGAUCAGUAGAUUCUCUGGUCACCGAAGUUACUGGAAGGAACCCCAACCCUAACCAGGAAGACUUAGUCGAUGGAUUUUUCAAAAGCAUAAGACGAAUCUUGAAAAACAAAUUUUUGCUAUUGAACCUACUGGCAUACACACUGAUCCAGACGGCUUUGAUCAAUUUCCGAUUAUUCGAGAACGGUUUCAACCAAUCGAAAUAUCACUCGACACUACAUCCUUUUGCUACAAGUUUCAACGGUUUAGACAGAGACCAAUUCACAAGCCAGCUCCUGGAACAACCAAUGGUGGCAGUCUUCUCGAUGACUACUGGGCUGGUCAUGGCUAAAAUUAAACCAAGGGCCAAAGAGUUAGUUACUUCGAAUAUAAUUAUUUUUCUGUUGAUUGGUAUGAUGUUUUCAAUGACAGUAUUCUGGGAAUGCGUGGAUGAUCACGAAGUCAAGAUACUGGGCAACGCUACUUAUGUCAGAAUCAUAGACACCUCUAUGAAUGAACACAAUUGCAAGUUGGUGCAAUCAAUGGGUCAAGUACAUAAUGUUAUAAUUACCGGUCUAAUGGCAUCGGUGUUUAUGAGUAACACUAUGCUAAACAUGAAAAGUGUCGACUCUAAGGACACAUCACUAGCCAUUGGUCUCCAGUUUACUUUCGUCGGAAUUAUCCCCUAUCUUAUAGUCAGAAGUAUUUAUUACUUCACUGCAGAAGUGCUCUUCUGUCUGAUACACGGCGCGAAUGGAUGCGAGUACUACUCAGAAGGUCUUGCGAGAUUUUUAUCAGCUGUUACUGUGUUACUCAUAUUUCUGGCAGCAUUGGUAUCAGGGGUAGUACUAUUCUCACUACACGACAUCCAGCUAUACCGAAGGAAAAAAUAUUGUGAUAGUAGGGACAUCGAUAUUGUCCAUCUUACAUUAGCAUCAUCACUCGAGGGGGAUAGUGGAUCAACUGUUGAAAUCUUCAACGGACCAGCUUAUCAACUGAGGGAUAUGAUGCGGGAUAUCCACCAGGUUCAGAUCCAUGAGGUUAAUAAGCCAAAUGAGGAACCGGAGCCGACUGCGAUAUUCGAAAUGUGCAAAGUGAAACCUCGGCCUUCGACAAGUCAAACCCAAGAAACACAAGUUCACCAGAACGAAGAUGAAAUCACCAUUGAAGAAAUACUGGAUACCCUACGUGAGCUGGACUCCGAGUAUGAAGACGAGUCGGACGAAGAUCCAGAAAAGAUUGACAAGAAACAUGAAGAUGACGAUGACGUGAUUGAAGAAGAGAGCAAAUGUUAAAGAAACUUAUGGGAAAUAUAUGUUAGAAUAAAUAUUAUAAAUAUAUAUU